Molecule: messenger RNA, 3549 nt
Organism: Chara braunii
Lineage: Eukaryota; Viridiplantae; Streptophyta; Charophyceae; Charales; Characeae
Source: the annotation of a GenBank genome assembly
GGCUGCAGUUCUCCAUAGGAGCUGUCUGUUGCAGCUGUGCCAUCAUAUCGUGCCUGGUAGCUGUUGUACAUUUGUGUGAGAGAAUAUUCAUCUUUCUGGUGUGCCCGGUGGAGGCAAGGUCGACGCAAUGAUGCAUGGCAGACCAGGACCUGCUGGGCCAUUUUCUGGGCCGAUGGGUGGAGGUCCUGGGGCAUUCAAUGGGAUGCGUGCCAAGGCACCACCUGGUCCUGCUCCGCCUAUGUUUGGUGGUGGUAGUCCUCACCAAGGUCUUCCUCCUCCACUGGCAGUCAUGGAACACAAGCUUGCCACUGCACAGACAGAGAUGCAGAGGCUGUUGACUGAAAACCAGAGGCUUGCAGCGACACUCAUGGCUCUGCGGCAGGAGCACUCAGUAGCUCAAGGAGAAGUGCAGCGCUUGCAACAGGCAUUGGCAACCCAUCAGGCUGAGAGAGAGGCAAGCAUCCGGAAUCUCAUGGAACGGAAUGCUGCGAUGACAGAAGACCUGCGUGCAAUAGAGCCAUUGAAGAAAGAGGUUCAUGCUGCAAGAGUGGAGCUGCAAGAUCUUCGAGUGAGAUGUCAGGAAGCUGAACAGGCGAGGGUAACUGCUCAACAGCAACUGCAGGGCAUGACAACUGACUUCAAUCGGGCCCGUCAAGAGCUUAGUCAACUUGCCACUUUGAGGCAAGAGGUGCAGCAAAUUCCAACACUGCGGCAGGAAAUUCAAGGGCUGCGGCAGGAACUGCAGCAAGCUCGGACCCAGCUUGAACAGGAGAAGAAGUUCAACUCCGAACAAAUUGACAACAGUCAGCGGAUGGAAAGCAACCUUAUCUCAAUAGCAAGGGAGAAUGAAAAACUCCGCGCACAACUCACGAUUGCUGGCAGGACUGCUGGUGGCACUGGAGCCCUGGAAUGGAGCUCUGGUGCAACCACUAGGGACUACAGUAGCGGCUUAUGGUAACCUGAGCAGUUUUGGCCCCCUUCGUGACGUCCCCUCUCCCUGUUCUCCUUCCCAUUUACCCUUGGGGUCCAAUGUCAGGCUGUGCUGCGAUAUGCAGUUCCACACUGGCUCGUUUGUUGACUGGUGGCCCUAGACCAUAGGACUAUUUGCGCACAUGCCCGGGAGUCGCAUAGCCAUCCAUGAAUGGCGGGCAAGAGGACACACCGUUCUUCUUCAUUAAGCACGUCAAAUAGUAGUAUGGUCUGAAACAGUGGCAGUAGAUCCCUUGUUAUGUGGUUUUCAAACCAAGUGUAUUCAGAUUGGCAUUGCAGAUGUUGUCCUCCUUUGAGUGAGCCCCUUUCUGUCUCAGUGGGUGGCCAGGGUAUGCCCUUUACCCUUUUCGACAGGCCGCGCUGAAGGUCAGGAAAGGUUGACUUGCUCAGGAGAUGCAGCCAUCAUGAAAGGCAUGCUGUCUGUAGGCAAAGAUUUCUUCCCUCUGGUAAGCUUUCUUUCUGCCGAUAAGCGGCGGGCCUGAGAGCACCUGUUCGUCAGCUUGCUGCUAGCCGGUUCUGUAGGCUAACUGCUUCUAGGUUUUCCUUCUAUGGUUUCUUUGGGUAAGCUUUCUUUCAGUCGCUACUCUGCUUCAGGACGUUGAUUCUCGUUAAUGUCGGAAAUGGAGCCCUUCUUUGCGGAACAGGGUGCCCUGAUACGUCCUAUAAGCCGAUUUCUGCUGGGUAUGUCAGUGUAUACUCAAGCAGUUCUCUAAGUAUUAUAAGGGUAUUUGCCUGUCGUGAUGUUUUCAAUGUGUCGGAGGCAAUGCAAAGAGAUCUCAGUUAGAUUUAUUCGCCUAUUGCCCUUCCUGGAAUGAACCUAGUGCUCUUGAUCAAGGUCUGAAAGAAUGAAUCCAAGUUCCUAUGGCAGGGCUCUCCGUCCUCCUUCGUUGAUCCAAAUUAAGUAACUACUAUUUUGUGUCCAAGUCGCAGACCUUGCAGUAAAGUGUACUGCUGGGCGUGCUCCCUCUGUACCAUUACCUAUCAAGUAGACUCUUGUUUUUUGUGUUUAGGGUGAGAGGCCACUGGAGGUGGGUGGGCUUCAGACCUUGGUGAGAAGGCAGCCUGUUGGGCAUGGGGUUGCUGUUCCCGGAUUCAGCUGCCUGGUCUGCAAUGAUCAGCAAGAUCAUCAGUGCCUGGUCAAGCAGGUUCAAGUUCGCUCCUGCCGGUCAUGACCUUGCUGAGUUUGCUGUUUCAGGGGUUGGCUGAGUUUCCUGCCAAUUGUGACUCAAGUGCCCACAUUCCCAGGUCUAUUCAUUGACUGAGCAGGGUGUGUGUGCACUGAGAUUGCCCACCAUCCGUUUACGUGAUAGGAUAGCUCUUGCAAUGGCCCGCCGUCCAUUUACCUCAUGGGCUUGACAGCUGGCGAGAGAUAAGUGGUUGGCCCACAUGCAAGCUGCCAAGGCAAUGGAUUGAUUCCGGACUCGUAUGGUGAUGGGCUAGCUGUGUGGGAAUAUCAGUUUGAGAAUAAACAAAUGUUGGUGGCUUCACAUGCAUUUUUUGAAUAAUGCGGAAGCGAGCAAUCUACCAUCAAUCUCCUCACCUGAUACCCCCUGCCCCCCUCUCUUUCGCGCACCUCAUUGCCUUUUUUCGGUUCGAUCUCUUUGGAAGUUGAGUCCACAGUAGCCAAUCAUCCACCUGCCUCCCGGUGUUUAGGUGGCCUACUUAGAAUCAGGAAUAGACGAGCAGCUGUAGUGACCCACCAAUUUCGUGCUUUGAGAACACGUUAGUUCGAUGUCAAGUCUAAAUGCUUUCACACACGAGCGAGGUCAGAGGGGGAUAUGUGCCAACACGGAAGGUAUAAAACGGUUGUACGACAUAGAUGAACACGUGAAUGAGCUAUAUGAGGGGAUUGAAAUUCAACUGAUGUGGAGGUGUGCUCGUGGUGAUCACAUAGGCACAUGAUGAAUUCACAAGGGUAUGCUACUAUCCAUUGUGCCUGUCAGACUGAUCAGCGGUGAUCUAUGUGUUUGUUGAUACAAGAGGGGCUUGACCGUGUUGAUAUCUGAUUGAGAAAUUUAUAUGUGAUGUAGCACAGUGUUCCUGGUUGGUGGGUACUUGCUGAGCCCGUGAGAAAUAGGUGACGGACAAGUGGGCGAGGGAGGGGGCACGUGACAAGUGGGUGAGGGAGGGAGGACUUUACUAGUGGGAGACAAUAAAGUUGGGUUAGGUGAUGGGCACUGGAAGUAAAAGCUGCAGGAUUUUGUUGUCGUAGACAGACGAGUAGCUAGUUGGUGUCAUGAGUGAAGGAGGAGGGAUGGAGCAUUGUGAUCUAUUGCCUUUUUUUGUGGGGAAACAAAUUGAGGUUUCUUGCCAGCUGUGAUACAGAUAGCCGGGUUUUAUGAGAUGCACUCUUUCAACAGCCACGUGUCGUCCGCUUUGACACCAGGCUGACCAGCCUUGUUUUCUUUCCAGAGGCAGUAUGAAUUUAUGAAUGUGUUUUGCUCUGGCAUUCUACGUGGUCCAGAAUGUGAAAGUGUCAGGAUUCGUUGGAAUGCAGAAAACGCAGUCGGUACUCUAAGAAAUCUUGAACUGGCCAACAAAUAAAUUUCAUUCCUGUAC